UGACAGUUCAUCCUAGAGCGGGGAUCGACCGAUCACCCGCUCAAGAUCUUAAAAAUUUUGCGAAACUAAUUAUCAUAGGAUGGGUGAUUCCUUGGAUAGCUCCGGGGAACCAUCCCCGGAGAUCCAAAUUGUCGUAGGACAUUGGGAAUUUGUUAAUUAUUUAAAGAAGAUUGUAAUGGUCCUUCUACCCGAUGAAGAUGUAGUACCACCCGCGUUCAAUUCCGCACUCGAAGAUAAGGACAACCAAGAGUCGAUACGAAAAUUCAUAAGCGAUUCUCAAGUGUGGGCGCUUUACAUACAAAGAAGUUCCAGUAAAGAGGAGGAUAAUAAUGAAGGAGAUGAAGAAAAAGAAAGUACUCUUUUCUAUAUAUCAAAUGAGAUACAUUUCACUAGUCCUAAAAUGGCCUCCUUAGUUUUAACAAAACGUGGAGCAAUAGUUGAAGCUGAUAAAUCUAUUCACUCACAGUUACAUUUAGUUACCUUCUCUGAUGGACCAGCAUAUGAAACAUUGCAUGCCAUUAGUAAAACUAUGGCUCCAUAUUUUAAAAGCUAUGUAAAAGAAACAGGUCGUACAGAUAGAGAUGGUGACAAAAUGGCACCAUCUGUUGAAAAGAAAAUAGCAGAACUUGAAAUGGGUUUAUUGCAUUUACAACAAAACAUAGAUAUUCCAGAGAUUUCAUUACAAAUUCAUCCAGUUGUUGCACAAGUAAUUAAACAAUGUGUGGAAGAAAAUCGUAAGCCCAAAGUUGCUGAUUUUGGUGACAAAGUUGAAGAUUCAACAUUCCUCAACCAGUUGCAGAAUGGUGUUAAUAGAUGGAUAAAGGAAAUUCAGAAGGUGACCAAACUAAAUCGUGAUCCAGAAUCAGGUACAGCUUUACAAGAAAUUUCUUUUUGGUUAAACCUGGAAAGAGCAUUGCAUCGAAUACAAGAGAAAAGAGAAAGUAUAGAGAUUACUUUGACCCUUGAUAUACUUAAGUAUGGAAAGAGAUUCCACGCAACCGUUAGUUUUGAUAUAGAUACUGGCCUACAACAAGCUUUGGCUACUGUCGACGAUUACAAUCCCUUAAUGAAAGAUUUUCCAAUCAAUGAUUUACUAUCAGCUACAGAACUUGAAAGAAUAAAAACUAGUGUUCAGCAAAUAUUUAUGCACUUACGAAAAAUUAGAAGCACAAAAUAUCCUAUUCAAAGAGUACUGAGGUUGAUAGAAGCUAUUUCUAGAGACCUCGGGCGUCAACUUCUUAAAGUGUUAGGCACAAGGAGAUUAAUGCACAUUCCAUAUGAUGAGUUUGAAAAAGUUAUGGAACAAUGUUUUGAAGUAUUUAAUACAUGGGAUGAUGAAUAUGAAAAAUUAACUGGAUUACUAAGAGAUAUUGUUAAGAAGAAACGAGAUGAAAAUAUGAAAAUGGUAUGGAGAGUUUCACCAGCGCAUAAAAAAAUACAAGCUAGAAUGGAACAAAUGCGAAAUUUCCGCCGACAACACGAACAACUCAGAACAGUCAUUCUUCGCGUACUAAGACCUACCGUUCGUCAGAAGAAUAACAAUAAUGCGGCAAUAGAGAAGUCAGAUAACGAUAAUGUAAAGGUCGAAUUGGGUUUGGUUGCGGCAGAUGUAAAUGCCAUUAGUGAAGUAAAUUUGGCGUAUGAAAAUGUAAAAGAAAUUGAUUGUCUUGAUAUUACUAAAGAAGGUGUUGAAUCCUGGAAGGCUGCUGUCCAUAGAUAUGAAGAACGUAUCGAUAGAGUUGAAGCAAGAAUUACGGCGCAUCUCCGAGAACAACUAGGUACUGCGAAGAAUGCGAACGAAAUGUUCAGAAUUUUUUCACGUUUCAAUGCACUGUUUGUAAGACCACAUAUCCGUGGCGCUAUUAGAGAAUAUCAAACACAGUUGAUACAGAGAGUAAAAGAUGAUAUAGAAACGUUACAUGAAAAGUUCAAGGUUCAGUAUGCACAAAGUAAAUGUUGUAGAAUGAGCAUAGUCAGAGAUUUACCACCUGUUGCUGGCUCUAUUAUUUGGGUCAAGCAAAUUGAUUACCAGCUUACAAUGUACUUAAAACGAGUUGAAGAUGUCUUAGGGAAAGGCUGGGAAAGUCAUAUUGAAGGUCAAAAAUUAAAAGCUGAUGGAGAUAGUUUUCGUAUGAAGCUAUCGACUCAGGAAAUUUUUGACGAUUGGGCACGUAAAGUGCAACUAAGAAAUCUUGGCGUUACCGGAAGGAUUUUUAUAAUUGAAAAUGUCCGAUCACGAUCAGGUCAUGGUACUUUAUUAAAGUUGAAAGUGAAUUUCCUUCCUGAAAUUAUUACAUUAUCAAAGGAAGUAAGAAACAUGAGAAAUCUUGGUUUCCGUGUACCUUUAUCAAUUGUGAAUAGAGCACAUAUGGCCAAUCAGUUAUACCCCUUUGCUAUCAGUUUGAUCGAGAGCAUCAGAACUUACGAAAGAACACUCGAAAAGCUUACCAAUCGGAGUCCUCACUGCCCCGCACUGAAGAUCGAAGAUAAAGCCAGUAUCAUACCAUUAGUUGCUGGAAUGCGUAACGACGUGUUGUCGCUUAUUUCUGAAGGGAUUGGGAUGAUUUGGGAAAGUUAUAAGUUGGAUCAGUAUGUGCAACGUCUUUCCGAAACUGUUGUUUCAUUUCAAGAAAAAGUUGAAGAUCUUAUGGUGGUUGAAGAACAAUUGGAUGUUGAUGUUCGAUCUCUUGAAACAUGCCCAUAUUCGGCAAAUACAUUUGCCGAUAUACUUUCCAAAAUUCAGAAAGCCGUGGACGAACUAUCUUUAAAGAAUUAUUCAAAUUUAACUAUUUGGGUGUCUAGACUCGAUCAAGAAGUAGAAAAGAAUUUAGCAGCCAGAUUAGAAGCUGGGAUAAAAGCAUGGACUGAUGCACUCACUGGUCAAAAGAGGGGAGUAGAUCUAAGUAUGGAUACAGAUGCACCUUCUCAGCCAACUCAUAAACCUGGUGGUGAUCCGAAGAUUCAGAAUCAAAUACACGAAGUUCGCAUAACUAAUCAGACAAUGUACUUGUAUCCAAGCAUUGAAGAUGCAAGGUUCCAAAUAAUGCAACAAUUGUUUGCAUGGCAAGCUAUUGUCACUUCCCAAGUUCGACUACAGAGUUCAAGAUAUAACGUAGGUUUAUAUAAACCUGAAUCGGGUACUUAUAGAAAUUUACUUACAAAAUUACCGUACGGAGUACAUCAUUUAGAAGCAGCUUAUGAAGCAGUUGAAUCUAAAAUGAAAGAUAUUGCCGAUUAUGUGGAUCAAUGGUUGCGCUAUCAAGCUCUUUGGGACCUACAACCAGAUAAUUUAUAUGGAAAAUUAGGAGAAAACAUAAACUUGUGGAUGAAAUGUUUAAAUGAUAUUAAAAAAUCCAGAGCUACUUUCGAUACAUCGGACACUAGACGCGAAUUUGGUCCGGUUAUCAUUGAUUUUGCAAAGGUACAAAGCAAAGUAUCUUUGAAAUAUGAUUCGUGGCACAAAGAAACUUUGGGUAAGUUCGGAACUCUUCUCGGCAAUGAAAUGUCUAGCUUCCAUUCGCAAAUAUCAAAAUCAAGAAGCGAUUUAGAGCAACAAUCCAUUGAAGCUGCUAGUACCUCAGAUGCAGUUGGAUUCAUAACUUAUGUUCAAUCGUUGAAACGUAAAAUGAAAGCCUGGGAGAAACAAGUUGAUAUAUAUCGCGAAGGUCAAAGAAUAUUGGAACGUCAAAGGUUCCAGUUCCCUUCCUCUUGGUUACAUGUGGAUAACAUAGAAGGCGAAUGGGGUGCAUUCAAUGAAAUAAUUAAGAGGAAAGAUACAAAUAUACAAACACAAGUUGCGUCGCUACAAAUGAAAAUUGUAGCAGAAGAUAAAGCAGUUGAAAUAAGGACCACUGAUUUCCUGAGUGAUUGGGAAAGAGGCAAGCCAGUUGAGGGUCAUUUGCGGCCAGACGAUGCAUUGCAACAAUUACAGUUGUUUGAAAGCAAGUUUGCUAGAUUGAAAGAGGAAAGAGACAAUGUAGCAAAGGCUAAGGAGGCUUUAGAGUUACAGGAACCGGGAGUUGUUUCAACCAGUGAGGAUAGAAUGCAAAUAGUAUUCGAAGAGCUUCAAGAUUUAAAAGGAGUUUGGUCAGAAUUGUCAAAAAUAUGGGCGCAGAUCGAUGAUACGCGUGAAAAACCAUGGUUAUCCGUUCAGCCAAGAAAAUUACGCCAACAGUUAGACGGAAUGAUGGCACAACUAAAAGAACUACCAGCCAGACUAAGGCAAUACUCUUCGUACGAAUAUGUCAAGAAAAUGUUGCAAAGUUAUACCAAAGUUAACAUGCUAAUUGUGGAAUUGAAAUCUGAUGCUUUGAAAGAAAGACAUUGGAAACAAUUAACAAGGCAAUUACGAGUAAAUUGGGUAUUGAGUGAACUUACCCUUGGCCAAGUCUGGGACGUAAAUUUACAGAAAAAUGAAGGAAUAGUAAAAGACAUUAUUCUUGUUGCACAAGGUGAAAUGGCAUUAGAGGAGUUCUUAAAGCAAGUACGAGAAUCUUGGCAAACUUACGAAUUGGAUUUGAUAAAUUACCAAAAUAAGUGUAGAUUAAUUCGUGGUUGGGAUGAUCUUUUCAAUAAGGUCAAAGAACACAUCAAUUCCGUCGCUGCUAUGAAACUCUCUCUUUACUAUAAAGUAUUUGAGGAGGAAGCAUUAACUUGGGAAGAAAAAUUAAAUAGAAUCAAUGCAUUAUUUGACGUAUGGAUAGACGUUCAACGACGUUGGGUUUAUCUAGAAGGCAUUUUCUCGGGAAGCGCUGAUAUCAAAACUUUAUUGCCUGUUGAAACAUCUCGUUUCCAGAGCAUUAGUUCGGAGUUCCUUGGUUUGAUGAAAAAAGUAUCUAAAUCUCCGAUGGUCAUGGACGUCCUAAAUAUUCCUGGUGUACAAAGAGCACUUGAACGUUUAGCUGAUUUACUUGGCAAAAUACAAAAAGCUUUAGGAGAAUAUCUUGAAAGAGAACGUACGUCGUUUCCACGCUUUUAUUUCGUGGGUGAUGAGGAUUUGUUGGAAAUUAUCGGUAACAGCAAAAACAUCGCGAGAUUACAAAAACACUUUAAAAAAAUGUUUGCUGGUGUAGCAGCUAUUCUGUUGAACGACGAUAAUAAUAUUAUUACUGGCAUUGCCUCUCGCGAAGGAGAAGAAGUGCUUUUCCAAAAUCCAGUAUCUACUGUUGAUCAUCCGAAAAUCAACGAAUGGUUGACUCUUGUAGAGAAAGAAAUGAGAGUUACACUAGCAUCGAGUCUUGCAAGAGCGGUGCAAGAUAUCAAACAGUUCAAAGAUGGAAAUAUUAAUCCUCAGGCGUUCAUGACAUGGUGUGACAAUUACCAGGCUCAAAUUAUAGUCCUAGCUGCUCAGAUCUUGUGGUCGGAAGACGUUGAAGCUGCUCUGCAUGAAGCGCAAAGUGAUCCAAGUAAGCCUCCAUUAAGGCGGAAGAAAUUAGAGCAUCUGAUUAACGAAUUCGUACAUAAACGCACCGUAACAAGGAGAUUAAUUUCAAACAAAGUUUCCAAUCCGAAAGCAUUUGAGUGGCUAUGCGAAAUGAGAUUCUACUUCGAUCCGAGACAGACUGAAGUUUUGCAACAACUUACAAUACAUAUGGCAAAUGCCAAAUUUUUUUACGGGUUUGAAUAUCUAGGAGUGCAAGAUAGGUUGGUACAAACACCUUUGACCGAUAGGUGUUAUUUAACAAUGACUCAAGCCUUAGAAGCUCGUCUCGGAGGUUCUCCGUUUGGACCGGCUGGAACAGGGAAAACUGAAUCCGUGAAGGCUCUCGGCCAUCAACUGGGAAGAUUUGUAUUAGUAUUUAAUUGUGACGAAACAUUCGACUUUCAGGCCAUGGGUCGUAUUUUCGUUGGUCUCUGUCAAGUAGGAGCAUGGGGUUGUUUCGAUGAAUUUAAUCGUCUCGAAGAGCGUAUGCUUUCAGCUGUUUCCCAACAAGUGCAAACAAUUCAAGAAGCACUAAAAAGUCAAAUGGAAGGAAAGAAAGAAGGAACAUUGUGUGUAGAAUUAGUUGGAAAACAAGUUAAAGUAUCUACAGAUAUGGCGAUCUUCAUUACAAUGAAUCCAGGCUACGCUGGACGAUCAAAUCUUCCCGAUAAUUUGAAGAAACUCUUUAGAUCGUUAGCUAUGACGACACCAGAUAGACAGUUGAUUGCUGAAGUAAUGCUUUUCAGUCAGGGAUUUAGAUCGGCUGAAAAAUUAGCAUGCAAGAUCGUACCAUUCUUCAAGCUGUGCGAUGAACAACUUUCUAAUCAAUCUCACUAUGAUUUCGGGCUUCGAGCACUUAAAUCUGUACUUAUUUCCGCUGGAAAUGUGAAACGUGAUCGAAUUCAAAAGAUUAAAGAAGGCAUGCAGAAUCGUGGCAAGACUAAUAUCGACGAGGCUUCGAUCGCAGAAAAUUUGCCAGAACAAGAAAUUCUUAUACAAUCCGUUUGCGAAACAAUGGUACCAAAAUUAGUCGCCGAAGAUAUUCCAUUGCUAUUCAGUUUACUCAAUGAUGUAUUCCCGAAUGUGAAUUACACACGUGCUGAAAUGAAGGGAUUGAAGGAUCAAAUAAGGAAGGUAUGCAUGGAAGAGUACCUGGUGUGUGGUGAAGGUGACGAACAAGGAGGGGCUUGGCAGGAAAAGGAAAUGGUCGGUGAGACCUGGGUAGAAAAGGUACUGCAACUCUAUCAAAUUUGUAAUCUGAAUCAUGGAUUGAUGAUGGUCGGACCGAGUGGCUCUGGAAAAACGACGGCAUGGAAAGUACUGUUGAAAGCUUUGGAACGAUUCGAAGGAAUAGAAGGAGUUGCCCAUGUGAUCGAUCCUAAAGCUAUUAGCAAAGAAACAUUGUACGGUGUAUUAGAUCCGAAUACACGCGAAUGGACAGACGGUCUUUUUACACAUAUUCUUAGAAAAAUUAUAGACAAUGUAAGAGGAGAAAUCAAUAAACGACAAUGGAUCAUAUUUGACGGCGAUGUUGAUCCAGAAUGGGUUGAAAACUUGAAUUCCGUAUUAGACGACAAUAAACUGCUGACGUUACCAAACGGUGAACGUUUAAGUUUACCACCAAACGUGAGAGUUAUGUUUGAAGUGCAAGACCUAAAAUAUGCCACAUUGGCUACUGUCUCUCGUUGCGGUAUGGUUUGGUUCUCCGAUGAUGUACUUUCUACAGAGAUGAUAUUUGAAAAUUACAUGUUACGUUUAAGAAACAUUCCACUCGAAGACGGAGAAGAAGACAAUCUUAGCAAAAAGAUGACGGAAAAGGACGAUACUUUGUCUCCUGCAUUAUCGGUACAGAGAGAAGUUGCUAGCAUUUUACAAAGUUACUUUGCACCAGAUGGAUUGGUAGUGAGAUGUUUAGAGUAUGCCAUGAAGCAAGAACAUAUAAUGGAUUUUACACGUCUCCGAGCAUUAAGCUCCCUAUUCUCCAUGCUAAAUCAAGCUGUGCGCAAUGUUUUACAAUAUAAUCAUUCGCAUACUGAUUUUCCUUUGCCAAGCGAACAACUGGAGCGUUACAUCCCAAAGUGUUUAGUGUACGCGUUGUUGUGGAGUUUCGUAGGAGAUGCGAAAUUAAAAGUUAGAUCCGAUUUAGGAGAUUUCGUUCGAUCUAUUACGACUAUACCCUUGCCAACGCAAAGUAACAUUCCUAUUAUUGAUUUUGAAGUAAGCAUCCAUGGUGAAUGGUUGCCUUGGAGCAAUAAAGUUCCGCAGAUCGAAGUAGAAACGCAUAAAGUUGCCAGUCCAGAUAUCGUUGUUCCCACUUUAGACACUGUAAGGCACGAGAUUUUACUUUACACAUGGUUGGCAGAGCACAAGCCAAUAGUGCUUUGCGGACCACCGGGCUCUGGUAAAACCAUGACUCUUUUCUCUGCUUUACGAGCUUUGCCCGAUAUGGAGGUCGUUGGGUUAAACUUUUCAUCCGCUACUACACCUGAAUUGCUGUUGAAAACUUUUGAUCAUUAUUGCGAAUAUCGUAAAACACCUAACGGUGUUGUGCUCUCUCCGGUACAAUUAGGCAAAUGGUUGGUCUUAUUCUGUGAUGAAAUCAAUUUACCCGAUAUGGAUAAUUAUGGAACACAACGUGUAAUCUCGUUCCUGAGGCAGUUAGUAGAACAUAGAGGUUUCUACCGAACUAGCGAUCAAGCAUGGGUUACUUUGGAAAGAAUUCAGUUUGUUGGCGCUUGUAAUCCUCCAACAGAUCCAGGCAGAAAACCUCUUACCCAUAGAUUCCUAAGGCACGUUCCAGUAAUUUAUGUCGAUUAUCCAGGAGAGACAUCUUUGAAACAAAUCUAUGGAACAUUUACACGCGCCAUGCUUAGGUUAACACCGUCUUUAAGAGGUUACGCAGAAUCUUUGACGAAUGCAAUGGUAGAAUUUUAUUUAGCUUCGCAGGAAAGAUUUACCCAAGACAUGCAACCACAUUAUGUUUAUUCUCCGCGUGAAAUGACGCGUUGGGUGCGCGGGAUCUGCGAAGCUAUCAGACCCCUUGACAAUCUGUCGAUUGAAGGGUUAGUACGUUUGUGGGCACAUGAGGCGCUUCGCCUCUUCCAAGAUAGGUUAGUAGAAGAUUCUGAAAGAGCUUGGACCAAUAAAAAUAUCGACACUGUCGCCAUGAAACACUUUAUGGGUGUUGAUAAAGAGAGAGCACUAGCCAGACCUAUACUAUACAGUAAUUGGUUAUCUAAAGAUUAUGUACCAGUCAAUAGACAAGAAUUGCGAGAUUAUGUUAAAGCAAGAUUGAAAGUAUUUUACGAAGAGGAAUUGGACGUUCCUUUGGUUCUUUUUGACGAAGUUCUUGAACAUGUUCUACGAAUCGACAGAAUUUUCCGACAGCCUCAGGGACACUUAUUACUUAUUGGUGUCUCUGGUGCUGGGAAGACGACUCUGUCUAGGUUCGUUGCAUGGAUGAACGGUUUGUCCAUAUUCCAAAUAAAGGUUCAUAAUAAAUACACCGGCGAAGACUUUGACGAAGAUUUGCGUCAAGUUCUAAGACGAUCUGGUUGCAAGGAUGAAAAAAUAGCAUUUAUUCUCGACGAAUCGAAUGUUUUAGACUCCGGUUUCCUCGAACGUAUGAAUACUUUACUUGCAAACGGAGAAGUGCCUGGUUUAUUCGAGGGUGAUGAGUAUACAACUCUUAUGACGCAAUGCAAAGAAGGAGCACAGCGCGAGGGUCUUAUGUUAGAUUCUAACGAAGAACUGUAUAAAUGGUUCACCGGUCAAGUUAUGAAGAACUUGCACGUUGUAUUUACAAUGAAUCCCAGCACGGAUGGUCUUAAAGAUCGAGCUGCGACAUCACCUGCAUUGUUCAACAGAUGUGUGUUGAACUGGUUUGGCGAUUGGUCAGAUAACGCACUAUUCCAAGUCGGAAAAGAAUUUACCAGUCGAGUGGAUUUGGAAAGACCUUCAUGGAAGUGUCCAGAUUUCUUCCCAUCUGUUUGCUCUCUAAUACCAUCGCAGCCUUCUCACAGAGAUGCUGUCAUAAAUGCUUGCGUUUACGUACACCAAACGUUACAUAAAGCUAAUGCUAGACUCGCGAAGCGAGGUAGUAGAACUAUGGCUAUUACACCCCGCCAUUAUUUAGAUUUCAUCAAUCACUUUGUGAAAUUGUAUCAAGAGAAGAGAAGUGAUUUAGAAGAACAACAGUUGCAUCUGAACGUUGGUUUAAGCAAAAUCGCAGAAACAGUAGAACAAGUGGAAGAAAUGCAGAAGAGUUUGGCAAUUAAAUCUCAGGAACUGCACGCGAAAAAUGAAGCUGCGAAUGCAAAAUUCAUCGUAAAGGUAGCUUUAGAAUCUAUAUGCCUGUUACUCGAGGAAAAUGCUACCGAUUGGAAACAGAUUCGUGCUGUCAUUAUGAAGGAUAGUUUCAUACCAACCAUCGUCAACUUCAACACGGAAAAUCUCACCCGCAAGAAAUUGUUGGAUACGGUGAAAUCGAUAAAGAAACAACAUUUAGUCGAAGUCCGGUCCAUGGCGAAUCCGCCGGCGAUCGUGAAGGUUGCAUUGGAGUCUAUCUGCUUAUUGCUCGGUGAAAAUGCCAGUGACUGGAAAUCUAUCCGCGCUGUCAUCAUGAGAGACAACUUUAUCAAUACUAUUGUCUCUAAUUUCAGUACCGAGGAUAUUACUGAUGAAGUGAGAGAAAAAAUGAAGAGCCGCUACUUAAGUAAUCCUGACUAUAAUUUUGAAAAAGUUAACCGAGCCAGUAUGGCUUCUACCGCGCAGAUUGAGUAUGCAGACAUGCUGAAACGAGUAGAACCCCUAAGAGAUGAACUUCAUUCGUUAGAACGACAGGCUGAAACGAAUAAACAAAGAGGCGAAGAAGUGAAAAAUUUGAUUGCUCAAUUAGAGCAAAGCAUAGCUUCGUAUAAGGAAGAAUACGCUCAGCUCAUUUCUCAGGCACAAGCUAUUAAAGCUGACUUGGAAAGCGUACAAGCUAAAGUGGAUCGUUCUAUCGCCUUAUUGAAAUCGUUGGUGAUCGAAAGAGAACGUUGGGAAGCAACUAGCGAAACGUUUAAAAGUCAAAUGUCUACGAUUAUCGGAGAUGUACUCUUGUCCUCUGCUUUCCUUGCGUACGCUGGAUAUUUCGAUCAACAUUACCGACAAAAUUUGUUCAGUACUUGGUGUCAGCAUUUGCAACAAGCAAAUCUACAGUUCCGACCGGAUAUAGCGAGAACAGAGUAUCUCUCAAAUCCUGAUGAACGUUUGAGGUGGCAAGCUAAUGCCCUGCCAACGGAUGAUCUUUGUACCGAAAAUGCUAUUAUGUUGAAACGUUUCAACAGGUACCCGUUAAUUAUCGAUCCAUCCGGACAAGCAACUGAAUUUAUAAUGAAUGAAUUUAAAGAGCGAAAGAUCACGAAAACAAGCUUCUUGGACGACUCGUUUAGGAAGAAUCUCGAGAGCGCUUUACGUUUUGGUAAUCCUUUAUUGGUACAGGACGUUGAAAAUUAUGACCCGAUAUUAAAUCCUGUUCUAAAUAGAGAACUAAGAAGAACAGGUGGACGUGUGUUGAUUACACUUGGAGAUCAAGAUAUCGAUCUUUCACCAUCUUUUGUGAUAUUCUUAUCAACGAGAGAUCCGACAGUAGAAUUCCCACCAGAUAUCUGCUCUCGUGUUACCUUCGUAAACUUCACCGUUACUAGAAGUUCUCUGCAAAGUCAAUGUUUGAACCAAGUCCUGAAAGCUGAACGUCCGGAUAUCGACGAGAAGAGGUCUGACUUAUUGAAAUUACAAGGUGAAUUCCACUUGCGACUGAGACAACUCGAGAAAUCUUUGUUACAAGCAUUGAACGAUGCUAAGGGGAAAAUCCUCGACGAUGAUUCUGUGAUAACCACUCUUGAAACUUUGAAACAAGAAGCGGCUGAUAUUAGUAAGAAAGUCGAAGAGACAGAUAAAGUCAUAGGAGAAAUUGAGACAGUCUCCCAACAAUAUAUGCCCUUAUCUCAAGCUUGUUCGAAUAUGUACUUUACAAUGGAUAGUUUGAAUCAAGUGCACUUCUUGUACCAGUAUUCUUUGAAAAUGUUCUUAGAUGUUUUCACUUCUGUUCUCUCUCAAAAUCCAAGACUGUCUAAUAUAUCGGACCAUACGCAAAGACUAUCGGUUAUUACCAGCGAUUUAUUCUCUGCCUGUUACGAACGCGUUGCUCGUGGAAUGUUGCAUACGGAUAGAUUAACGUUUGCAUUGUUAUUAUGCAGAAUACACUUGAAAGGUAUCAUCACCGAAUCCACGUAUGACAGUGAAUUCACAUUCUUCUUGCGUGGAAAGGAAGGUGUAUUGAAUAUACGGGGACCUAUUUUGCCUAAUUUGAGUUCGGAACAACAAGAAGCUAUGAUGCGGUUGAGUCUGAGGCUCCCAGCUUUCAGAAAACUGGCAGAAAAGAUUCAAGAGAAUGCAGAAUUUAACUCGUGGUUACAAUCACCAACUCCAGAGACCUGUGUGCCAAAACUUUGGGACGAGGAAAAGCCGUUGACUCCGAUUGGAACAGCUAUGCACCAAUUAUUGAUAAUUCAAGCAUUCCGACCUGAUCGUGUGAUAGCUGCUGCAUCUUUAGUCAUAACUUCCGCCUUGGGAGAAUCUUUCAUGGCUGCUGCGGAAGCAGAACUUGAUUUUGCUUCGGUGGUGGAGAAUGAAUUGAAAGCUACUGUGCCUGCUCUGUUAUGCUCGGUACCAGGUUUCGAUGCCUCUGGUCGAGUGGAUGAUUUGGCAGCUGAAUCGGGAAAACAAAUAGCCAGCAUCGCGAUAGGAUCUGCAGAAGGAUUCAAUCAGGCUGAUAGAGCGAUAAACAUGGCUGUUAAAGCUGGCAGAUGGGUACUAUUGAAGAAUGUUCAUCUAGCACCGCAGUGGUUAGUACAGCUUGAAAAGAAAUUGCAUAGCUUACAACCACAUACCAAUUUUAGACUAUUCUUAACCAUGGAGAUUAAUCCGAAGGUACCAGUAAAUCUACUGAGAGCUGGUCGAAUAUUUGUCUUCGAACCACCCCCUGGAAUUAGGGCAAACUUGUUGCGAACGUUCAGUACCGUACCUCCGUCAAGAAUGAUGAAAGCACCUAAUGAAAGAGCCCGUCUUUAUUUCCUGUUAGCAUGGUUCCACGCUAUUGUUCAAGAACGUCUUCGAUAUGCACCGCUAGGAUGGGCUAAGCAUUACGAAUUCAACGAGAGCGACCUGAGAGUAGCUUGCGAUACUCUCGACACAUGGAUAGAGGCUACUGCUAUGGGCAGAACUAACUUACCACCGGAGAAGGUACCUUGGGAUGCUCUAGUGACACUCCUUUCUCAAUGCAUAUACGGUGGUAAAAUUGAUAACGAUUUCGAUCAACGUCUUCUUGCAUCAUUCCUUCGAAAGCUCUUUACCCCGCGAUCUUUUGAGGCUGAUUUUGCACUAGUUGCUAACAUUGAUGGCUUGCAAGGAAGUCAACGACAUAUUACUAUGCCGGACGGAACCAGGCGCGAUCAUUUUCUUAAGUGGAUCGAGUCAUUAUCAGAUCGACAAACACCUUCAUGGCUUGGCCUACCGAAUAAUGCUGAGAAAGUACUACUCACAACCAGAGGAACAGACUUGGUGUCUAAAUUAUUAAAGAUGCAACAACUGGAAGACGAAGACGAACUAGCUUAUUCUAAUGAGGAGUCAUUGGAUACACCUAUAGAAGCAGAGGCUGAUGGUCGACCAUCGUGGAUGAGAACGUUACAUAAUUCGGCAUCAACAUGGUUACAAUUGCUUCCAAAGAAUUUGCCAACUUUAAAGAGAACUGUGGAAAAUAUAAAGGAUCCUCUCUAUAGAUACUUUGAGAGAGAAGUUAACAGCGGUGCUAAAUUACUACAAGAAGUGAUCCAUGAUUUAGAAGAUGUAGUUUUAAUUUGCCAGGGUAAAAAGAAGCAGACUAAUUACCAUAGAACUAUGUUAUCGGAAUUAGUAAAGGGUAUUCUACCAGCUGGUUGGAGACGAUAUAUGGUACCAAGAGGGUGUACUGUCAUACAAUGGAUAACAGAUUUUAGUCAUAGAGUAUCACAGUUGCAAGAAGUUUCGCGACUAGUAUCUCAAGGAGGAGCUAAGGAAAUUAAGAGCUUUCCAGUUUGGCUCGGUGGAUUAUUGAAUCCCGAAGCAUACAUUACGGCAACGAGACAGUGCAUAGCACAAGUAAACAGCUGGUCACUCGAAGAACUUCAGCUAGAUGUGACUAUAGGGGACGGUGAUAACAUUGCAACGGACGAUUGUUCAUUUGCUGUAACUGGUCUUAAAUUACAAGGAGCGCAGUGCAAAGAUAAUCAGCUGUAUUUGACAUCGACUAUAAUGACCGAUUUACCAGUUACCAUGUUGAGGUGGAUACGAUCUGCCACUGAUGAUGUACGAAAAGGCAAACUGUCUUUACCAGUUUACUUGAACAGCACACGUACCGAAUUAUUAUUUACCGUUGAUUUAAAUAUUGCUCCUAGUCAAGAUCCUCACAGUUUCUACGAAAGGGGAGUCGCUGUUCUUACAUCCACUGCUUUGAAUUAAUACUUUUAACGUUAGUAAAUUAUUCCGCCUUCGAAAGCAAGUAUUUUCAACGUAAUUCUGCAUCGAAGUGCGAUAUCUAACAAUUAAUGUAAUGAUAAAGUUACUUUGCAAACGAUAUAGUAUCGGUAUAAUUCAGGGAUGGGCAAACGGACGUUUCAGAACUACUUCUUCGAGUCUUCGAGUAUAGUGUAAUUUUUCUUUGAG
Molecule: messenger RNA, 14167 nt
Organism: Habropoda laboriosa
Lineage: Eukaryota; Metazoa; Arthropoda; Insecta; Hymenoptera; Apidae
Gene: Dhc64C
Product: dynein heavy chain, cytoplasmic
Exons: 25
Coding region: 80-13963 (4627 amino acids)
Biological process (GO): microtubule-based movement
Cellular component (GO): dynein complex
Molecular function (GO): ATP hydrolysis activity; dynein light intermediate chain binding; minus-end-directed microtubule motor activity
Source: RefSeq, a predicted model, not a curated record